GUUACCUCUCUCUCUCUCUCUCUCACUAUGCUUCUCCGGCUCCGGUCCCUCUUUCUCUGCCUCACUAUUCACUUCGCUCUAACCGCCGCCGCGUUCUUCAAGCCCUUCAACGUCAGCUACGACCACCGCGCUCUCAUCAUCGAUGGCCGCCGCCGCAUGCUCAUCUCCGCCGGCAUCCACUACCCCCGCGCCACUCCCGAGAUGUGGCCUGAUUUGAUUGCAAAGAGCAAGGAAGGCGGCGCCAAUGUGAUCCAGACCUAUGCAUUUUGGAGCGGCCACGAGCCAAAGAGAGGACAGUACUACUUUGGAGGGAGAUAUGAUAUCGUCAAGUUUGUCAAGUUUGUGGGAGCUAGUGGACUCUAUCUCCAUCUUCGCAUAGGGCCUUACGUCUGCGCUGAGUGGAACUUUGGUGGCUUCCCGGUGUGGUUGCGGGACAUACCUGGAAUAGAAUUUCGAACAGAUAAUGCACCUUUUAAGGAAGAGAUGCAGAAGUUUGUUAAAAAGAUGGUGGAUCUGAUGCGGGAAGAAGAGCUAUUUUCUUGGCAAGGUGGUCCAGUAAUUAUGCUACAGAUUGAAAAUGAAUAUGGAAAUAUCGAAAGCUCAUUUGGCCAGAGAGGGAAGGAAUACGUUAAGUGGGCUGCUAAGAUGGCUCUAGGUCUUGGUGCUGGGGUCCCAUGGGUCAUGUGCAGGCAAGUUGAUGCUCCAGAAAGUAUUAUAGAUGCAUGCAAUGGAUACUACUGUGAUGGAUACAAGUCAAAUUCGCAUAACAAGCCAAUUCUAUGGACAGAAGAUUGGGAUGGAUGGUAUGCAUCAUGGGGAGGAAGAUUGCCUCACAGGCCUGUUGAAGAUCUCGCAUUUGCAGUAGCACGGUUUUUCCAGCGUGGAGGAAGCUUUCAGAAUUAUUAUAUGUAUUUUGGUGGUACAAACUUUGGGCGGACUUCUGGGGGGCCAUUCUAUAUUACCAGUUAUGAUUAUGAUGCUCCAAUUGAUGAAUAUGGUCUGCUGAGUGAACCUAAAUGGGGACAUCUGAAGGAUCUACAUGCUGCUAUAAAGCUUUGUGAGCCUGCUCUUGUUGCGGCUGAUUCACCGCAUUACAUUAAAUUGGGACCAAAUCAGGAGGCACAUGUAUACAGUACAACAGUUCACAUUAAAGGCUUGAACUCUACCUUGCUUGCUAGAAGUCAGAGCCAAUGCUCUGCCUUCCUGGCAAACAUAGAUGAACGUAAAGCAGCCUCUGUUACAUUCCAGGGUCAAAAGUAUAUUCUUCCACCAUGGUCAGUCAGCAUACUGCCAGACUGUAGGAAUGUUGUGUUCAACACUGCCAAGGUUCGGGCACAAACUUCCAUAAAAGGGGUAAACUUGGAUUUGCCUCUUUCUUCAGUUAUUUCGGAGAACAGAGAUUUGUAUUCCACAAAACCCUGGAUGAGUAUGAAAGAGCCAAUUGGUAUUUGGAGCGAGAAAAAUUUCACAGUCACAGGAAUAUUGGAGCAUUUAAAUGUGACAAAGGAUUGUUCUGAUUACCUAUGGCAUUUAACCAGAGUAUUUGUUUCAGAUGAUGACAUUUCUUUUUGGGAGGAAAGCAAGAUUAGUCCAGCAAUUACAAUUGAUAGUAUGCGUGAUGUGUUGCGUGUAUUUGUUAAUGGCCAGCUUACAGGCAGUGUGAUCGGUCAUUGGGUCAACGCAGUGCAGCCUGUUAGGUUUGUCAAGGGAUAUAAUGACUUGUUGCUGUUAACUCAGACAGUUGGCUUGCAGAACUAUGGAGCAUUCCUUGAGAAAGAUGGGGCAGGAUUUCGAGGACAUGUCAAACUUAUUGGCUUUAAAAAUGGGGAUAUCGACCUCUCAACAUUGUCAUGGACUUACCAGGUUGGGCUUAAAGGAGAGUUUUUCAAAGUAUACUCCAUAGAAGAAAAUGAGAAGGCAGGUUGGGCUGAGUUGUCGCCAGAUGCUGAUCCAUCCACUUUUACCUGGUACAAGACACACUUUGAUAGCCCUGCUGGCACACAACCAGUUGCUCUUGAUUUAGGAAGCAUGGGAAAAGGGCAGGCUUGGGUCAAUGGCCAACACAUAGGAAGAUAUUGGACACGUGUUGCUCCAAAAGAUGGAUGUCAAGAAUUCUGUGAUUAUCGAGGGGCAUACAACUCUGAUAAGUGCUCAACAAACUGUGGGAAGCCUACUCAAAUCUGGUACCAUAUCCCAAGGUCAUGGCUGCAGGCUUCAGAUAAUUUACUUGUUAUCUUUGAAGAAACUGGAGGGAAUCCAUUGGAGAUUUCAAUCAACUCACGUGCAGUUGGAACCAUAUGUGCCCAAGUGUCAGAGUCUCACUACCCACCUGUCCAGAAAUGGUUCAAUCUUAUGGAUGAAAAAGGCAGAGUAAAUGAUCAGACACCAGAAAUUCACUUGCAAUGUCAAGAGGGGUAUAUAAUAUCUUCCAUAGAAUUUGCUAGCUACGGAAGUCCUCAAGGUCAUUGCCAGAAGUUUUCUCAAGGGAAUUGCCAUGCUUCGAAUUCCUUCUCCAUAGUUUCCGAGGCUUGCCUGGGAAAGAACAGCUGUUCAAUCGGAGUAUCAAAUCUUGUAUUUGGAGCCGACCCAUGCCGGGGUAUUGUUAAGACGUUGGCUGUUGAGGCAAGAUGCAGAUCACAAUCAGCCAUUGGUUUUUCUCAGCUCUGAGUAGGCCGAGCAGCUAUUGUAAAGAAUGCCUGAAACAACUAGCCUGGUAUGAUCUGAUUCUCGGGGUGAAGUGCAUGCAAAGAUGUUGGCAUUUGGCUAAUCAGAUGAUUUCAAGGUGUAAAUAUAAAUAAAAGCUACUUGGACGAACAUUCAGGGUGGAAAUACUAAUUUGUAUAUAUCUAUGGAAGAAUUAUUUUAUUGUUGUGUAUAUAUACACCCCAUGAAUUACAUAAAUGGAGCACAUUCAGUAACAGCUACUAUACCAAAGUAAAUAAUUGAUUGAUAAUGAGUUUCUUA
Argentina anserina (silverweed cinquefoil) is the source of this 2964-nucleotide messenger RNA. Its product is annotated as beta-galactosidase 9-like. The record is from RefSeq and is a predicted model, not a curated record. Gene Ontology annotation, cellular component: cell wall; vacuole. NCBI's taxonomy places the organism in Eukaryota, Viridiplantae, Streptophyta, Magnoliopsida, Rosales, Rosaceae. Gene Ontology annotation, molecular function: carbohydrate binding; beta-galactosidase activity. Gene Ontology annotation, biological process: carbohydrate metabolic process.